UUUCAGUUUAAACGCGAGACGCAUGCGCACCGUAGUGCGCUUCGACGGCCAUAUUGGUUAUAGCAAAGAAGUAUAAUAAUGAUGAAUUAGUAGAAUAGGCAAAUCUUAAAAGAUUUUCAUCGGAUGAAGAGACUGAUUCUGGUGAUAGUGAUGAGGAUUAUUUAGAUGCAGCUGAACAAUUUAUUUAGACAGAUUUUGUAAAAGACUUGAAGAAAUGGUUUUUUACGUUUACCAUUCCUAAUACUCAUCUAGAUGCUUUAUUGAAAACAUUGAAACCGUAUCAUUCUGAACUUCCUGCAUGUGCAAAAACAUUUUUAAAAACAGGUCAAAAAAAACUAUUUGAAAUUAAGAAUUUUAAAGAAAAUGAUCCGGAAGAUGAAGCCAAAUUUGUUUACAUAGAAAACUUAUUUUGGCUGCAAUAUAAAUACUCAAGAGAAAAAUGUAGCUGCCAAAGUUAUAACUCCUAUUUUCAAAACUUUCUUUUCUAAAGAUCUUGUUAGAAAAUUUACUGCUAAAAAAAAAUACAAUUUAGAAUGCAUAUAUUAAGAAGGGACAAACAGUGACAAAUGCUGAUUUACUGGGACUGAUUGGAACUGUUAUAAACAAUGCAGCUGAUUGGGAUCGAGGUCGUGACAGCAGAAAAAGAACUCGGGAUCAAGAUAGUGAUGGCAAUGACGUUUAAAAUAUUAAUAAUUAAAAUUUGACUUUUUUUAUAUGUAUAUUUCAGUUACAUAUACGUUUUAAUGUAAUUUAUGUUCUAUAAAUUGCUCAUGACGUACUUAAUAAAUUAACAAAUAAAUAGUUUAACGUUUGUACAACAUUAUUUGGCAUUUAUUAUAUUAGAGUAAGAUGAUGAUUUAGUAUACUUCAGGAUUUUAUCCGGCCCGGAUCCGGUACUGUAGUAGUCUAUACAAGUAAACUUCAGGUAGGGUAAACUAUGCAUGAUAAAGCCCGUAACAUUGUCUGAUUUGUCAAUUUUUUUCUCUUCAUAUUCGUUUUUUCUCGGGCCGGAUUUGCGCAUCAUUACACCCGUGCUACGGCCCAUACCCGAUUCCUAGCUUGGCCCGGAUCAGUACCCUAACUCUCCUGAUCCGGCCCUGAUCUUACCCGUAGGAUUGAUUCUAGUCGGGGAGUUUGUGUUUGCUUAACCUCAAAUACGCCUCGAUCGCCAAGAGCUGUAAAGUGGUGUAAACAACCGCAGUAGGUAUACUUAUUAAUCAGUUUAAGAAUAAGUUCAAUAGUUUUUGAGAUUACAUGUGAUGUAAUAUUGCAUUUCGAAAUUUAGUUAUUUACCUUGAGAUAUGUACCUAAUUAUUUUCAUUCAAUUUUGUGCUAAAUUAACGAAUUCAAAAGAAAAGUACAUACAAUGAACAACGAAGAAUCAUCUACAGCGCAUAAAAGAGUCUUCAAGACAAUGCCUAAAGAUGAUCUCGUUAGUCCUGAAAAAUCACGAUCCAAAAUAGCAAUGAAGUAUUUGAAAAGGCGUAUAAUAAGUGAUUCGGAUGACGAUGACGCAGAUUCUACAGCCCCUAAAAAUUCGACGCUAAAUCAUGUUGACAAUAAUGCCACUCUCGACAAAACUUCAUCACCAGCUAAAGGCUGGGUAGGACCUGAUUACAAAUUAAGCUUAAAACCGCUGGGCUUUGAUAAAAACUUGGAUAAAUGGAUCGAAUCAACAAAAGCUGAACCAAUCAUUUCCUCAAGCAUCAGUGUUACGACAUCUCAAGAAAAAUUGAAGCAAGAUCAAACCAAGCUGAAGGAUAAACAAAUAGAGAUUUUAGAAAAGUUCUACGAAGCUAUGAACAAUAUUCCUGUUGCAGUGUUAUCAAAGUUCCCUCAAUUUGAUCCAGAAUCAUUUCAAAAGUUAAAGAUACUUCACCAAAGAGUAAAGGCUAAAAUUAGACAUACAGAAAAAAGAAUACUUAUGCUUCAUGACUUGGAAGAAAAGGAUUCCAAUGGAUCAGAAAAUAAAUUAGAAUCAAACCGUAAUGCCGGGAGUGAGGAGGAAAAAACAGUAGUUUCAAGAAACUUGGUCAAUAAUAGUAACUGUUUGGAAAGUCAGGCAAAAAAUACACAUAAAUCUGAAAGCAAUAUACAACAGUGUAAAACUCCGCUAUCAUCAACUGACAGCAGAUCAAGAACCUCGAUUGAUACCAAUGGGUGUACUACACCUAUUCAAACAAAACGCAAGAGUUUGUUUCAAUUGAAAGUGCCUGUAAAAGCAACUUUAUCACCUGAAAUGUCUAAAAAAUUAGAAGAAAUGAUGGAGAAAAAUCAUCGGAAUAAAACUGAUGCUGAUAAUACUAUUCACGAUAAUAUUAGUAAUAAUUGUGUUAACAGUAAAUUAAAUUUAUCAGAAUCUGAGAUGUCAGCAGAUAGUUCAACAACUGAAAAGACUGAUACCUUGCAUACAGCAAGUCUGAGGAAAAAACUUCAACCCAUCAAGAAUACAAGUCCUGUAGAAGCUGAAUACUCACAGAAUGAAACUUUUGAUCUGGAAUUUACAACUCCUUGUAAAUAUAGUCAUACACCAAGUUCAGACUUAUCACAAAAUCGACCAAGAAUUGAUAGGAAUGAAAUAGAUGUAAUAGCUAAUCCUACGAGUCCUAGUAUAUCUACAGAUUAUUCUCAAGUAAAGUCUGAUUUCAGUAAUAAAAGUUUGAUCCCAAAAACUAAAUCUGAAGUUGAAAAUAAACCAGCAACAAAAUUUAUUGGAAAUAUUCGUAAUGAUGGAUUGACAGGAGAUUUUGAUGGUACCUCGUAUCCUCAUUCACGACAAAUGAUGAGUUUUUUUAGGCAAAAAUUUGGAUUGUUUAAUUUUAGACCAAAUCAACUUCAAGCCAUUAAUGCAGCUUUGUUAGGAUUUGAUUGCUUCAUUUUGAUGCCUACUGGUGGUGGAAAAUCUUUAUGCUAUCAAUUGCCAGCUUUACUUACACCAGGAAUAACGAUAGUUGUAUCACCUCUAAAAAGUCUCAUAUUGGAUCAAACACAAAAAUUAAUAUCAUUAGAUAUUCCAGCUGCUCAUAUGUCUGGAGAUCAAACCGAUUCUCAAACAGACGCGAUAUACAGAGAGAUGUCAAAGAAAGAUCCCGUGUUAAAACUUUUGUAUGUUACUCCAGAAAAGCUUUCUGCAUCCCAAAAACUAUGCAAUGCUCUUACAGCUCUUUAUGAACGAGGCCUGCUGGGUAGGUUUGUUAUUGAUGAGGCUCACUGUGUUAGUCAAUGGGGGCAUGAUUUUCGACCAGAUUAUAAGAAAUUACAAGUAUUGCGAGUGAAAUAUCCCAAUGUACCAACAAUGGCAUUAACAGCUACAGCCACUCCACGAGUUAGGACUGAUAUCCUUCAUCAGCUGGGCAUGCAAUCUCCUAAAUGGUUUAUGUCGAGUUUCAACAGACCUAAUUUACGAUAUAGUGUUAUAAGCAAGAAAGGAAAAAAUGCUUCUGAUGAAGUAAUUGGGUUGAUCAAAGCCAAAUUCAAAGAUGACUGUGGCAUUGUGUAUUGCUUGUCUCGUAAUGACUGUGAUACAUACGCUGAACAGAUGAAAAUCAAUGGUAUCAAAGCAAUGGGCUACCAUGCAGGACUUUCAGAUAAACAACGGUCUGACAUUCAAGGUCGCUGGAUAUCAGAACAAAUCAAAGUCGUGUGUGCUACUAUUGCUUUUGGAAUGGGAAUAGACAAACCAAACGUGAGGUUCGUCAUUCAUGCAUCUCUACCAAAAUCCAUUGAAGGAUACUACCAAGAGAGUGGGCGAGCUGGACGCGAUUCUGAAAAUGCUGAAUGUAUAUUGUUUUACAAUUACGCUGAUAUGUAUCGGCACAGAAAAAUGAUAGAAAUGGAUGUGGCGUCUAAUAAAACGGCGCAAAAAACUCACAUGGAUAAUCUCUUCAAAAUGGUGACUUUUUGCGAAAAUACGACGGAUUGUCGUAGAGCAUUACAAUUAAAUUAUUUUGGUGAAUUGUUUGAUCGAGAAAUUUGUAUUGCUAAUAAGCAAACAGCUUGCGAUAAUUGUAGAAAUCAGGGACAGUUUAAUGUCUUGGACGUAACUGAAGAUGCAAAAUCUCUUGUUACGUUGGUUCGAGAUUUCACCAAGAAUAAUGGCCGGGUUACUGUUUUACAAAUUGUUGAAGUUUAUAAAGGAAGUGAUCUCAAAAGAAUAAGAGAGUCAGGUCAUGACACACAUCCCUAUUAUGGCAAAGGAAAAUCAUGGUUGAAGCACGACAUAGAAAGAUUACUGCAUAAACUAGUGAUUGAAGGUUAUCUUGGGGAAAGUAUGUACAUCAAUAAUGAGAUAACUUGUGCUUAUCUCAGACUUGGAGCUAAUGCUAAAGAGUUGAUGACUACUAAUUCUAUAAAGUUACAUUUGCAAACAAGAAGCACCACCAGUAAAUCAGCUGCAGUGGCAACGGUUUCUAAUGUCUCAGUGCCUGAUGACAAAGCUCUAAAAGAGUUGCAGCAAAAUUGUUAUACAGAACUUGCAGAAAUCGUCAAUGGUAUAGCUGGCGCAUUAGAUGUAUCAGCUAAUUCAAUUAUGAAUAUGGUUGCUCUUCGUGUAAUGAGUCAACAACUGCCAAAAGAUGAGAACGAAAUGUUACAAAUACCUCAUGUUACAAAAGCUAAUUAUGAUAAAUACGGAAAAGCUUUACUCGAUAUAACGCAAAAAUACGCUGCUCAAAAAGACGAGUUACUGAAAGUACAUGAGGAAACAAAAGCUGCUGCAAUGGCUUCGGUUACGGCAGAUUAUAACAGAAGUUUAGAAGAUGACGACUGGAUGGAAUGUGUUAGUAGUGUAAGGGGUCAAGGUGUUAAGCGAAAAAGAGGAAGAGGAGGUAGAUCUCGUGGUACAACUAAAAGAUUUAGACGUUCUGGAAGUACAAAAUCAAGCCGGGGUAAAAAUAAAAGUACCAGAGGUAAAACUACUUCCACUAGGGGGAGAGGUAGAGGUGCAUCAUCAAGAAGUACAAAAGGUCCAGGACUGGUUGAAUUUUCUCAAUCGAAACAGUAUCUCAAUCAUCCUCACCGUUACGUUUCACUGUUAUAGUAUUCUCAUAUUUUAUUGAAUACUUGCUUAACAUUUUUACACAAUCAUAAACCUUAUCUUUAUUUAUACUUUGUAAAUUAGUUAUUUAUUCGUAAAUAUUGUAAAUAACGUUUUUAUCAGAUAAGAAAUUAGAUUUCUUACAUAAGAUUAUGUAAUAACAAUAGAUAUUAUGCUCAUGAUAUUAUACUAUUAAGUAAAUGGAAUCAGCAUGUUUGUUGAAAGAAUUUCUAAAUAUUUUAUCACGCGAUUUUUAUACUAUACAGUUUAAAUAAUUUUUCAUCCAUUCAUUUUUAAUUUCAUAAAAGUGUAAAUAACUGUCAAUAAUGCUAAAGUAACAUAUUCAAAAUUGCACAUAUAAGAAAUGAAUAAAGUAUUUUUUAAAUAAAA
Molecule: messenger RNA, 5425 nt
Organism: Nasonia vitripennis (jewel wasp)
Lineage: Eukaryota; Metazoa; Arthropoda; Insecta; Hymenoptera; Pteromalidae
Gene: Blm
Product: Bloom syndrome protein homolog
Exons: 14
Coding region: 1367-5038 (1223 amino acids)
Biological process (GO): double-strand break repair via homologous recombination; DNA replication
Cellular component (GO): nucleus; chromosome; cytoplasm
Molecular function (GO): nucleic acid binding; four-way junction helicase activity; ATP binding
Source: RefSeq, a predicted model, not a curated record